This is a messenger RNA of Chanos chanos (milkfish), 2368 nucleotides long. RefSeq names its product frizzled-8-like. Bases 180 to 1937 code for a protein of 585 amino acids. Gene Ontology annotation, cellular component: plasma membrane. The record is from RefSeq and is a predicted model, not a curated record. The transcript has a single exon. Gene Ontology annotation, molecular function: Wnt-protein binding; Wnt receptor activity. Gene Ontology annotation, biological process: canonical Wnt signaling pathway; non-canonical Wnt signaling pathway. NCBI's taxonomy places the organism in Eukaryota, Metazoa, Chordata, Actinopteri, Gonorynchiformes, Chanidae.
GAAAGAAAAGAAAACAAAUCAACAAAGUCCCAGACGCAACUGCAAAGCCCUCGCGCUAUGCGCUGGUCUGAGAUGAGGAUGCGAUUGCUGCACUUUAAACUUUGACCGGACUGCUAUAACCACCUGUUCGUUUGUUUGUUGUGUUGCGUUGUGUUGUGGAGAGACAUUUUGGAUACACUAUGCGACCGAGGAUGGAUACGUGUUUGUUUAGACUGUUUGUGUUUACCUUUCUUUUGACGCUGCUGUGUGGAGUUUAUGCCAGAGAGUUGCUCUGUCAGGAGAUCACCGUGCCGUUGUGUAAGGGGAUCGGGUACAAUCACACUUACAUGCCCAAUCAGUUUAACCACGACACGCAGGAUGAAGCGGGAUUGGAGGUGCACCAGUUUUGGCCGUUGGUGGAGAUCCAGUGUUCGCCGGAUUUGCGUUUCUUCCUCUGUAGUAUGUACACACCGAUCUGUUUGGAGGACUACAAGAAGCCGCUGCCGCCUUGCCGUAGUGUCUGCGAGCGCGCGAAAGCAGGCUGCGCUCCUCUCAUGAGGCAGUACGGUUUCCCGUGGCCGGACCGGAUGAGGUGUGAUCUGCUGCCAGUUCAGGGAGAUCCCGACACGCUCUGCAUGGAUUACAACCGGACUGACCCCACGACAGCUUCUCCGGCGGCCGCCAAAACCACCAAACGUCCAGUUAAACCACAUUAUCCACGAAAGAACAAGAACGGACACGGACGCGCGCCUGGGAAUGGUAAACACCGACCCCCGUCCUCGUGUGAGCAGGGCUGUCACUGUCGUGCCCCAAUGGUGCCCUUGAUUAACGACCGUCACCCUCUUUAUAACCGGGUUAAAACAGGACAGAUCCCAAACUGCGCAAUGCCGUGUCAUAGCCCGUAUCUAACUCAGGAAGAGAGGACGUUUACGACUUUUUGGAUAGGCCUGUGGUCGGUGCUGUGCUUCGUCUCCACAUUCGCGACUGUUGCCACUUUCCUCAUUGACAUGGAAAGAUUCAAGUACCCAGAGCGGCCCAUCAUUUUCUUAUCCGCGUGCUACAUGUUUGUAUCCGCGGGCUACAUCGUAAGACUUGUGGCUGGGCACGAGAGAGUUGCGUGCGGAGGCGGAGCGGGGUUCGAUGCGCAGCACGUUCACUACGAGACCACGGGUCCUGCGCUUUGCACGAUGGUCUUCUUGCUGGUCUACUUCUUCGGGAUGGCGAGCUCGCUCUGGUGGGUCAUUUUGUCGUUCACGUGGUUUCUGGCCGCCGGCAUGAAGUGGGGCAACGAGGCCAUCGCGAGCUACUCGCAGUACUUUCACCUGGCCGCGUGGCUCAUCCCCAGCAUGAAGUCCAUCGCUGCUCUCGCGCUCAGCUCAGUGGACGGCGACUCUGUGGCCGGUAUCUGCUAUGUGGGGAACCAGAACUUGGACAACCUGCGGGGGUUCGUGCUGGCGCCGCUCGUGAUCUAUUUGUUUAUUGGUACGAUGUUUCUCUUGGCGGGGUUCGUGUCUCUGUUUAGGAUUAGGAAUGUGAUAAAGCAAGGCGGGACGAAAACGGAUAAACUGGAGAGGCUGAUGAUCCGGAUCGGAAUUUUCACAGUGCUCUACACUGUUCCGGCUACAAUCAUAGUGGCAUGUUACUUUUACGAGCAACACAACCGGGAGACUUGGGAGACAACGCACGCCUGCUCGUGCGCGUCCCAACGCAAACCGGAUUACGCUGUGUUCAUGCUCAAGUAUUUCAUGUGUUUACUGGUCGGCAUUACGUCUGGCGCGUGGGUAUGGUCUAGCAAGACACUAGAGACGUGGCGGCGCUUCUGUACGCGGUGCCGCUGGGGAGCCAAAGGCACGAGCGGCUCGCUGUACAGCGACGUGAGCACAGGACUGACCUGGAGGUCGGGCACCGCCAGUUCUGUCUCGUGUGUCCCUAAACAGAUGCCACUGUCGCGGGUUUGAUGAUAAGCGAAGGGGGUAGGGUGGAGACAAGACUUCAUUGACUCUGUCAUUAGAGAAAGGAGUAUUUGUCUACCAGCGUGUAAUGAUUAGCACGAUAAUAAGAGCCUAAUGGUUUUAAUUACACGGGUAGCACUGGAGACCGACGGGCAGACCGACAUAAACGGUCCUGUUUUCAUUCACUCGCCUUUGCAGACGCCCCGAGUGGCAUUUGUCCUCACUGUAAAACAGAAAGUAAUGUAUCCAACACAUCGAUAACAAUACCAGAUUCCCUGAGCAGAACGCGACUCUCACAGCUUCACAUUACAGUCUGAAAGAAACACGAGACAGAAACACGAGAACGAUGAAAAUCACAAUGCGCAGACUGAUGAAGUGCCUCUAUAAUGUGCCACACUGGUGUUUUCAAAUGUUGUAAUAUGUAUUUAUAUAAAUGA